AUGCCCAAAGCAAUGAGUCCGAAAGAACUCGCCCGAAAUGGAAGGAGGCAUAAUCCUCUUGAAGCAGAUUUGACAGCCAGUGGUCCACUAAAAACAAAAUCCGGGAAGAGAAAAUCUAGAAAUGAAGAUGAGGAUGAAAAGUUUGUGGAUUCGAAAUCCUCGCGGAGGAUUUUAAAGAUAGGUCAAGAACUUGCCGAUGAAGACGAAGCCGAGACCCAAGCAGCAAAACCAAAUGCAGCCUUUAAUUUUGAUUCAAGAUUUGAGAAUGAAGAUGAGGAGGAUGAGCCAGAAUUUGGAGAGGAGGAUGGUGAAGAAUGGGGAGAUGAUGAUGAUGAGGUUCCAGAACUAGUCGAAUUGGCGCCAGAAGACCGCGAUACGUUUGGAAAAUUCUUCCCAGAGCAAGGCGAGGAUGAUCUAGACCAAAAGUUAAAGGAAGUUGGUUGGGGAGGGGACAAUGGCGAGAAUCAAGAGGGACAAGGCACAGAUCUGACCGCAUUAAUUCUAGAGAGAAUCGCUCAGUUUGAAGCAAAACAAUCGAGACAACCUGGAGCUGGACAAGCUGCACCCAAUGAUGAUGGAUUCUUCGUUCAUCCUAAAGUUUUGGAAGUUUACACAAAAAUUGGUUUGAUAUUAUCGCGAUACAAGUCAGGAAAAUUGCCGAAACCAUUCAAGAUUCUACCUACCGUACCCAAUUGGGAAGAUAUUCUCGUGAUCACCAGGCCGGACAAGUGGACACCAAAUGCUUGCUACGAAGCAACAAGAAUAUUCGUCUCAAGGACACCAAUUAUCGCACAAAAAUUCGUGGAAAUGGUCCUACUCGAAAAGGUCCGGGAGGAUAUUUUCGAAACCAAUCACUUGAAUGUCCAUCUUUUCAAAGCCUUGAAGAAGGCACUUUACAAGCCAGCCGCCUUUUUCAAGGGAUUCCUUUUCCCAUUGAUUGGAAGUGGUACCUGCACACUACGUGAAGCAAGAAUUAUAUCAGGCGUCCUUGUGCGAGUUUCGAUCCCAGUCCUACAUUCCGCCGCUGCCAUCAAAGGACUCUGCGAUAUUGCAGCUCAAGAAUCAUCUGCCGGGACCGAAGGUGGUGGAGCCACAAACAUUUUUAUCAAGGCUUUGCUUGACAAGAAAUACGCACUUCCAUACCAAGUCAUUGAUGCGUUGGUUUUCCAUUUCCUACGAUUUAGAAGUGUCGACCCAGCCGGUGUUCGACCCGAAGAUAUUGGAUCCGGAAUGGAAGGUGUAACCAGUUCCAAGGAUGCAAAAUUACCAGUCAUUUGGCAUCAAUGUCUUCUAGCAUUUGCACAAAGAUAUAGAAAUGAUAUUACAGAAGAUCAGAGAGAGUCGCUAUUAGAUUUGAUUAAUGUAAAGGGGCAUUCACAGAUCGGUCCUGAGGUUAGAAGGGAACUGCUAGCAGGACGUGGUCGUGGUGUAGUUGUUGAAGAAGCAGGACCAGCUGUUGAUGGUGAUGAUACUAUGAUGAUAGACUAA
Messenger RNA from Botrytis fragariae, 1488 nucleotides. RefSeq names its product putative rrna processing protein bystin protein. The record is from RefSeq and is a predicted model, not a curated record. The coding region runs from base 1 to 1488 and encodes 495 amino acids. The transcript has 2 exons. Gene Ontology annotation, molecular function: snoRNA binding. Gene Ontology annotation, biological process: rRNA processing. Lineage: Eukaryota; Fungi; Ascomycota; Leotiomycetes; Helotiales; Sclerotiniaceae. Gene Ontology annotation, cellular component: cytoplasm; nucleolus; preribosome, small subunit precursor.